AUGGCCCUCUGGGGUGAGCUGUGGCAUAUGUUCCUAAGUGAGCUGUGGCAAGCCAGCCACUCUGGAGCAAAUGGUGGAGCAUGCCAUUGUCCUCUGGGCAUGCCAGCCACUCCAGAGCAAAUUCUGGGACACACUAUGGCACAUGUGCCAGAGCAUACCAUAGCAUUCCAGAGAACUCUGGAGCAGGCCAUGGCCCUCCAGGAUAAGCUGUGGCAUUCCAGCCACUCCAUAGCAAAUUCUGGAGUAAACUGCAGGACAUGUGCCAGAGCAUACUAUAGCAUUCCAGAGAACUCUGGAGCAGGCAAUGGCCCUCCAGAAUAA
Pisolithus orientalis is the source of this 321-nucleotide messenger RNA. RefSeq lists its product as uncharacterized. Bases 1 to 321 code for a protein of 106 amino acids. The transcript is spliced from 2 exons. The record is from RefSeq and is a predicted model, not a curated record. NCBI's taxonomy places the organism in Eukaryota, Fungi, Basidiomycota, Agaricomycetes, Boletales, Pisolithaceae.